Messenger RNA from Rhineura floridana, 3929 nucleotides. It is a transcript of the gene RELA, whose product is annotated as RELA proto-oncogene, NF-kB subunit. The coding region runs from base 308 to 2035 and encodes 575 amino acids. Gene Ontology annotation, biological process: regulation of transcription by RNA polymerase II; innate immune response; canonical NF-kappaB signal transduction. Gene Ontology annotation, cellular component: cytoplasm. Gene Ontology annotation, molecular function: DNA-binding transcription factor activity, RNA polymerase II-specific; RNA polymerase II cis-regulatory region sequence-specific DNA binding. The transcript has 11 exons. Lineage: Eukaryota; Metazoa; Chordata; Lepidosauria; Squamata; Rhineuridae. The record is from RefSeq and is a predicted model, not a curated record.
UGGGGGGAAGGGGGCGGAGCUUUCCCAGCAGGCGGCCGUGUCACGUGGGGCGGGGUGGUGGUUCCUUGGCCUGAGACGACGACGCUGCGAACGUUCCGGCGUUGCGGGCUGGGCGCGCCUGCGGAUCUCCGCGCUGCCUGCGCUCGCGCUUUGGACGGCGGGAGGGCGAGUAGGGAGCCGGGGCCUUGUUAUCGCUGCCCCGGGGCGGCUGCUUUCUCCCUUCCUUCCUUCCGGGCUGGUUCCGGCCCCUGGAGGCGCCUCUUGCCCGGUUUCCGAGGGCCUGUGCGCCCCCCCCGCCCCAAUUAGCAUGGGGGACCCUCUGCCCCAGAUCCAGGGAGCCUUUUCUUCUACAGCUAUGGACGAUCUUCUGCCAUUGAUCUUUCAGCAGAACUGGGGUCUUCCAGACCCUCCCCCCAGCAACACGCCCGUCGUGGAGAUAAUUGAACAGCCCAAGCAGCGUGGCAUGCGUUUUCGCUACCAGUGCGAGGGGCGCCUGGCCGGCUCCAUUCCUGGGGAGCGCAGCACAGACACCACCAAGACCCACCCCACCAUCAAGAUCCACAACUACGUGGGCCCAGGCAAGGUCCGCAUCUCGCUGGUGACCAAAGAGCUCCCCUACCGGCCGCACCCCCACGACCUGGUGGGGAAAGACUGCAAAGAAGGCUACUACGAAGCAGAGCUGUCACCGGAACGCUCCAUCCACAGCUUCCAGAACCUGGGGAUCCAGUGCGUGCGGAAACGAGACCUGGACAAAGCUGUGGCCAAGCGGAUCGAAACCAGCAACAACCCGUUCAAUGCCUCCUUAGAGGAGCUUAAAGGAGACUACGACCUGAACGCAGUUCGACUCUGUUUCCAGGUGUGGAUCCAGGAUGCAGGCAGCGGCCACUUAGCCCAGCUUCCUCUGGCAGUCUCGCAGCCCAUCUAUGACAAUCGUGCUCCCAACACAGCUGAAUUGAAGAUCUGCCGUGUUAACCGCAAUUCGGGGAGCUGUCUUGGCGGCAAUGAGAUCUUCCUUCUUUGUGAUAAAGUCCAGAAAGAGGACAUUGAAGUCCGCUUCUUCAAGGACUCCUGGGAGGCAAAGGGGUCCUUCUCGCAAGCCGACGUCCAUCGCCAAGUGGCCAUUGUCUUCAAGACCCCGCCGUACAUGGACCAAGCCCUCCGCGAGCCGGUGACCGUCCAGAUGCAGCUGCGUCGCCCGUCCGACAAGGAAGUCAGCGGGCCCAUGGAGUUCCGGUACCUCCCCGAUGAAGGGGACUUUAAUCGCAUUGAGGAGAAACGCAAACGGACGCUUGGCACCUUCAAGAACUUUGUGCAGAAGACGCCUUUUGCAGCAGUCGGGACUCCAGAGUCACGCUCCCCACGACGCAUCGCUGUUCCGAAACAUGGGCCGGCCAGGCCCAACACCAGUGGUGUCUCGGGGCCCAUGGGAUCCCCAGGGCAAGCCCAGCUGCCUGUUCCAAAGCUCCAGGCCAUGGGCCACCCUUCAUCUAGCUUCUUUGCCGGGCCCAACCAUCUCCCGCCUCCUGCUCCUCCUACGGCUGUGCCGUCCACCUUCAGCACGGUAAACAUGGAAGACCUGUCGGGCCUGGGCGUGAGCCAGCGGGUCCAGCCUUCUGAGUCGGACGCGGAGGCCAGCAUCGCGGACGCCUUCCUGCACCUUCACUUUGAAGGGGGGGACGCGGCGGCUAUGGAGCUGGCGGGGAUCCUGGACGACACCCCCUACACCAGCCUGGAGGGGAUCAACACGGCCGAGUUCCGCCAGCUCCUGACGGAAGGGGCCGGGCAGCCGGCCCUCCAGGACAACCAGGGCACUCUGCUGACCUACCCAGAGUGCAUCACCCGCCUGGUGUCCCAGCGGAGGGCCCAAGGGGAGCCCGGAGGCGGCGGCGGCAACGGGGAAGGAGGUAGCGGCGGGGGCAGCUCCUCAGCCACCAGCUGUUUCAACGGUCUUCUGGGGACUCUUCCUGGCGAGGACAGCUUUUCGUCCAUGGUCGAUAUGGACUUGAACUCUAUCCUGAGCCAGCUGAACUCAUAAGCUGCGGGGGAGGCCUCUUCUCUGGACCCGAGGGCUUGGGACUCUGGCUACCUCGUGGCCCCAAAUUGCGUAGACUCGUCAAUGUGCUCUUCUCCCUCACAGAUACUCCCUGCUUUCCAAGGAAAGGAUCGCAGGCGGGGCUGGGUGGGGGGUGUCUAGGGUUGUUCCCCCACCCCAUACCAGCACCAUCACUUUGCUUGACUGUGGACAGGGGUGAGGUCUCUUCUACCCCGCCCACCCAGUAAAGAGGGAAUUCUACACUGUACAUCAGUGCGGUGUAGACUGUUCUCAUUUACCCUCUUUCCAGAUGCAUGGGGUUGCAGGGAACUGUUUUGGAGGUCGGGUGGGGGUUUCCCACCUUCCCAUUGUUGCCUUCUUAAAGCUCAACAACCGGCACUUUCUCCUCUUCAUGCCAAAUAGAAUGUUACUAGGGUUGGGGGGAGGGUUGCUCAUUUGCCUUCAAGAACUGUGCCAACAAGCAGAAAGUCAGCAGGUGAAGCCUGUGUCUGACCUCUUCCUUUGCUGCACAAUUCCAAAAGUUACAGUAGCUGUAGCAGAAUUUUUUUUUUUUUUUAAGCAAAGCUACUUUUUGGUGUUUGUUCUUAGUUCUGGAGUGCCUUAAAGCAUCAUCCCAAGGGUCUUCCGGUGGACGAUGCGUGCCUGCUUGAAACCCUACCACAGGGAUGGUAGAAGUGUGGCCCUCUAAAAAGUGUUGGGUUUCAGCUCCCAUAAUCCCCGACCAUUGGCCACGCUGGCUGGGGCUGAUGGGAGGUGGAGGCCAACCACAUCUGGAGGGCCACAGCCUCCCUGAGCCCAGGGCAAGCAAGGGCUUGCUCACUCACCCCCCCCCUCCCAAGGCAGAGGCAGAAAAGGUUGGAAUGCUUUGUAGUUCUCUUUUUGCAAAGAAAUUGUCUCGCUUCAUUAGGCUGUUGGAGGGUGUACAGAACGGUGUGGGUGGAAGGCAGGUUAUCUUUUGGCCUUGUUAUUCUUUGCCUUAACCGGGGCAUGUGCGCAGUGCGUUGUGGCACGCACGUAGGACGCGCCCCCCUGCCCUCCACAAGAGUUCUUUUAAAAGCCAGGCUAAGCGACAAGGCUGCCAGGUGGGCCAGCCUCGGGGAUGAAAGGAGAAGGAGACCAAAAUCAUCAUCUGCUAGCCGACACUGAAAAGCUGUAGGCUUGUGCCCUCUCAUUCGUCCCGGGAAGGUAAAGAAAAUGACGAGAAAUCACAGAGGACGUCGGCCGCUUUUCGCCUUCCGCACCGAAACCAAAUCUGGGAACGCUGGCAAAAGUUAAGGGCUUUUCUUUUUCGGUUACUGUAAAGGGGUGCAAUUGAGACGGCUGGUGCCUUUUCCCUGCAGCCUUGCCUGGCUCCCGGUCCUGCUCGUUCUCCUGCCGCUGGUUUGGAAGACGGCUCAGCCAGGGCAAGGGCUUCAGAUCGCCAUGUCUCCCAAAAUCUGCCAGCCUCCAGGUUCCUCCACCCCUCCUCAGUGGCAAAUUGGUUAGACCCACAGCCUCAGGUGGGUGUACCCAGCUAAGCACUGAAAAAGGGUGCAGGACCCCCACCUGCAAUCACCCGUAGGGUAGGAAACGGCCUACAGCCAGGGGGGGUGGGAGACUGGAGGUGAAAACAUCUUCCAGACCAAGCUAGCAGGGGGCAGCAAUGGGGUCUGUCCUUUGUAGGGUGUCGGUGGGGUUGUGCCUUGUGUGGUUUUUAUACUAUUUUCUGCAUUUUUAAAAGGGGAGGUAGGUGUGUGGCGAUACUUAACCACUUAAGUGCUGUUACUAUUUUACAGUUGUAUCUACUUUUUUUUGUUAUCUAACGUGGCCACUCUUCCUGCCGCUGCCACCUUCUCUUCGCAGGUCCCUACUAAUAAACUGAAGCCUCAGACUGCUA